GUCGGGUAGUUGGGGACAACCGGUGGUCGUUAAACCUCCAGUGUGUGCGUGUGUGCGCGCGCACGUGUGUGUGUGUGUAUGGGGGUGGUGAUGGUGUUUGUGGUGAAAACCGGUUUUUGAUGCGCGACAAAGUGACGUGCCGCCCUCCCACCUUCCCGCCCUUUGCCACGAGCCUCUUGUCAACUCAACGGACAAGGCAGUCAAGUACUUCCUUUUUCGCCCCAUACUUAUAAAAUCCUUUACCUCUAUAUAUUUCUGUUUUUAUUAUUAUUGUUGUUGAGUGCCUGUCUCUUGAACCACUCAUUCUGACUCUCCAAGUCUCGCGGGAUAUAAAGGAAAUAAAAGGGGUGAAUACAAAAGAGAGGAGGAAGAAAAAGAUUAAGACAAACAGGAGCCGCCUAUAUGAAGAUGCUGAUGUGUGACCGCGGCGUCCAGAUGCUCGUGACGACGGUGGGCGCGUUCGCCGCCUUCAGCCUCAUGACCAUCGCCGUCGGUACCGACUACUGGCUGUACUCGCGCGGGGUCUGCCGCGUGAAGAGCAGCGGCGACAACGACACGAGCCGCAAGAACGAGGAGGUGAUGACGCACUCCGGCCUCUGGCGAACCUGCUGUCUGGAAGGAACAUUCAGAGGUGUGUGUAAGAAGAUUGAUCACUUUCCAGAGGACGCUGACUAUGAAGCAGAUGCUGCUGAAUACCUCCUCCGUGCUGUGCGUGCCUCCAGUAUCUUCCCCAUCAUGAGUGUGGGUCUGCUGUUCCUGGGGGGGCUCUGUGUGGCCGCCAGUGAGUUUUACCGGAGCCGACACAACGUCAUCCUCAGUGCAGGAAUCUUCUUCGUCUCCGCAGGCCUCAGUAACAUCAUUGGAAUUAUUGUCUAUAUCUCAGCCAACUCAGGCGACCCAGGCCAGAGCGACAGCAAGAAGUCCUACUCCUAUGGCUGGUCCUUCUACUUUGGCGCCCUCUCCUUCAUCAUGGCAGAAAUGGUGGGCGUGCUGGCCGUGCACAUGUUCAUCGAGAAGCACCGCAAACUACGGGCCAAGUCCCGCACCGAGCUCAUCAAAAAGUCCGCCUUCAGCCGCAUCCCCUCCUAUCGCUACCGCUUCCGGCGCCGCUCCAGCGUGCGUUCAUCUGAGGUCCCCAGUCGUGACACCUCACCACUGGGGAAGGGCGGCUACACAGGGCCCGCCGCCUCCGAGAUGCCCAUGUACACGCUGAAUCCACGCGAGGCGGGCAACGCCAGCACCAAAGCAGGUGGCGGCGGCAUGGGAGGGCUGCUCAACUCAGAGAGGGAGUUCCUCCAGAGCAGCACGCUCACUAAAGACUACAGCAAGGACCCAAACCGCAGGACCACGCCUGUCUGAGAGGUGCUGGCUGCAGAUAUCGCCCAAUCAGAGUAUCAAAGAGGAGGAUGAUGAGAAAUACAAAGGGAGCGUGAGCAAAAGUAGGGGAUACACAGGGUUAAGGGGUGGGGAGCGCAAAGGGGUUUGAUAAACUUCGACUGUGAACUGUGAACUUUUAGCCUUUGAACUGUGAAUCCUGAGCCCUGUGAGAGUUUCAGUGUGUGUAGCAGGGUCGGUUUUGAUGGAGAAGUUGUUCCCAACUCCACGUAACCACAUAUCACUGUAGUUAUACCUGUAACUCCUUACAUAUGAAGGCACAUUCAAUAGUUCAAUUUAUGUUCAUGAAUUUUAUGUUCAUAAAUUGACUUUCCGGCUUUUUCAAGGGGAAAACAGGAUCGAUCCCAGUUUAGAAGCAUAUUGUGAGUGGUUUGCUGUUUGGGGCAGCUUCUCCUAAAAAAUAAAUACAAUAUGAACUGAAGGAGAAGAGGAAAGAGGUGAGAGACUCUGUGUGAUCUUUGACCUUUUGACCUCUGUCCUCCUGACCUUUUGGGUAGCAGCAGAGUUGGAUUAGUGCAGGAAACAGCCUUAGAGCUCUGAGCUGUCUCUCUCUGUGAUUACGAUACUAUUUAAAAGUGAGGAAGUUAACACCUCAGGAUAGGGAUUGAUUCAUUUUCAGUUCAGCUGAAUUCAAAAUAUAAAUUGAAGAUGUAGUUUGUCCAUUAAUGACAGCACACUUGUGGCACUAGUUAUUAUUUUCUAUACAUAUUGUAUAUAUAUACUCCUUUCAUAUUAAUUGGUUUUAUUUAAUCAUGGACAAGCUCCCUUCAUAAGUGACUGAAGUGAAACUGAAUUGAGCUCAUUCCUGCUAACAUAUAACCCCAUCUCUCUGAUCACAGGUCAGUUAUUAAAUGGGACUUGAGGGGAAAUGUGUACACUGACUGCAGAUCAGGAGGUGAAAGGUGUGACUCAACAAAGACAAAACUAAUGAAUCUCUUUUAGAUGGUAACGUUAGAUCAUUGGUGCUUCCUUUUAAUUCCUGUUUUCAGCCACACAAGUCUUUAUUUAUUUUUUCACCUAAAACUUAAAGAAAUUAUCAAAUAUUUGACUGUCUGUCUGUCUGUCUGUCUGUCCGCAUUCACCAGUCAUCUUUCACCUUCCACAUUUUUCUGUGUUGCCUCAUAACUCACCUCACUACCACCCUCUGCACACCUCCACACCUCCUCUCACCCUCUCUUUCCUCUCCUCUAAGGGACACACGACUAGAUUUAGGUCCUGUCUUCCAUUGGUGUUGCUCGUAGACUAUAGCUAAGUUUUCUGGAGGUUGUUGGUUCAGGGUAUUGUGGAGAGGAGACCACUGAGCUGUGAACAUGCUUUAAGGCAGAGCCAAAAAGACAUUAAACAAACAGAGGUGGAAAUGUUGUUUGCCCACUACCUCCUGGUGAAUAUCUUUCAGAUGAAUUUAAUAUAAAAAUGUCUUUACUUGCCCGAACAACUGUCAAAA
Molecule: messenger RNA, 2839 nt
Organism: Thunnus maccoyii (southern bluefin tuna)
Lineage: Eukaryota; Metazoa; Chordata; Actinopteri; Scombriformes; Scombridae
Gene: cacng3b
Product: calcium channel, voltage-dependent, gamma subunit 3b
Exons: 4
Coding region: 403-1359 (318 amino acids)
Biological process (GO): calcium ion transport; regulation of AMPA receptor activity; postsynaptic neurotransmitter receptor diffusion trapping
Cellular component (GO): postsynaptic density membrane; AMPA glutamate receptor complex
Molecular function (GO): voltage-gated calcium channel activity; channel regulator activity
Source: RefSeq, a predicted model, not a curated record